AUGCGAAGAAAAAGACCAAGAAUUGAAGACAGCGGAAGUGACGGGAAUACGGAGGUGUCCACAAAUCCGUUUGAUAUGAGUCGUUGGAGCUACAUGAGAAGAAUGCUGGACCCGAUCAGCUUUAUGAUGGUCAACAUAAAGUUGCGAGACGAAGAUGACACCUCCUUACUCGAAUCGGAGGCCAGAAAGAUUGGAGCCGUCAUUCAAAACAUUCACACUUACCGGAUGCCGUGCGGAGAAGGCCGGUACUUCCAGAUAUUCUCCGCUUAUGAAGAGAACGCGGACAAAAUCAAAAGUGCAAUAGAUUCGGAGAAUUGGAUGGCACAGUGGAGAAUAAAUAGUCUUAUGGCGACAGACGCUCAACCGUUCUUCUGGCAUGGGCUGGGUUGCGGGAAUCUGUUCAAACUUGUGACGUACUGCACCAAGUUCACGAGAAGUCGCGAACUGUACACGACAGUGAGGGAUAAAUUGGACGCUCAAGAAACAGUGCGAGAGAUUCUCAGAUGCCCAGUGCAGCAUUCAAAUCCUCUUGGACAGGCAUGGUGGACAGCGAUUGGGAAAAAGCAUGAUGAUCGUGAGGCAAGAGGGAACGACGUUCCAUUAAGGAGAAUCCGUCCACGCAGAAGAUAA
Caenorhabditis remanei is the source of this 630-nucleotide messenger RNA. RefSeq lists its product as uncharacterized. The record is from RefSeq and is a predicted model, not a curated record. Bases 1 to 630 code for a protein of 209 amino acids. Lineage: Eukaryota; Metazoa; Nematoda; Chromadorea; Rhabditida; Rhabditidae. The transcript has 5 exons.